Molecule: messenger RNA, 1242 nt
Organism: Aspergillus melleus
Lineage: Eukaryota; Fungi; Ascomycota; Eurotiomycetes; Eurotiales; Aspergillaceae
Exons: 4
Coding region: 1-1242 (413 amino acids)
Biological process (GO): nucleoside metabolic process
Molecular function (GO): catalytic activity
Source: RefSeq, a predicted model, not a curated record
AUGGCCGCCGCGAAAGGCAUGCUCGACGAGCUGCACGGCAAUCCACAAACACCUCCUUCUCAAACAGACACAAACUCAUACCUGCUGGGCAAGAUACACGCCCACAAUGUCGUGAUCGCAUGUCUUCCACGCGACGAAAUGGGUCCGGCUUCGGCGGCGCUCGUGGCGGCGCAUAUGCUAAGCACGUUUCCGCGGAUCAAAACGGGUCUGGUGGUUGGUGUUGGCGGCGGGAUACCGCACCAUGAAGGAGAGGUCCAAGACAUCCGACUCGGGGAUGUUGUUAUUAGCAGCGACGCGAAGUCGGGAGGUGUGGUGGCGUAUGAUACCGGGGAGCGGAAGCCAGAUGGGACGCUGGAUUUGGUGAGCGGAGGGGAGAGGCUGAGUCGACCGCCGAGGGGGUUGCGGACGGCGGUGAGUCGGUUGGAGAUGGAACAUUUCACGAGGAAGAGUGCGAUCCCUGGAUACGUGGAGGAGAUGUUGGAGAGAUAUCCAGUUAUGCGGAAGAAGGGUUUUGGGUAUCCCGAUGGAGCGGAGGAUGUGUUGUUUGAUACUGGGUAUGAUCAUGUUGCUGGGACGAGGUCGUGUGCGAGGUGUGUGGAUGCUGGGAAGAAGGAGGGGAGGAUUGUUGAGCGACCUCUACGACAGGAUAGGAGUCCUGUGGUGCAUUAUGGCAUGAUUGUGUCGGGGUCAACUGUCGUGAAGCAUGCGCCGACGAGAUUGAUGAUCGAACAGGAGCAUAGGGCUAUCUGUGUUGAGAUGGAGGCUGCAGGCAUCAUGAACUACUUCCCUUGUCUGGUCAUUCGAGGCAUUUCGGAUUAUGCAGACUCGCAUAAGAACGAUCGGUGGAAGGCAUACGCAGCCGCGACGGCCGCUGCAUGUGCGAAGGAGCUGUUGGAGUAUGUGCCUGUCAAGGCGGGAAUUACAAAAGGCAUACAAGAUGAGACAAGACCAGAGCUUCUCCCCAGAACAAACACCGAAGAGACCUUCGCAUCUACAAACGCAACGGUAGUUGCUGCUCAGGAAGGCAACUCCAACUCUAAAAUUCUAUCAUGGAUAGCGGAGCUAGAUGCCCUAGCGCAGCAGAACUAUCUACUCGAGAGACGGAAGGACAGUAUCACCAUGUCGAUGCUGCAGUAUCACACUUUUCAGAGAUGGGUCGGACAGCCGAGAAGGAGCGUAGAUCUCUCUCACGCUGUUAAUACAAGAGAGCUCGUGAGAGUCGAGGUUCUUUGGCGCCUGUGA